Molecule: messenger RNA, 1476 nt
Organism: Mytilinidion resinicola
Lineage: Eukaryota; Fungi; Ascomycota; Dothideomycetes; Mytilinidiales; Mytilinidiaceae
Product: MFS transporter
Exons: 3
Coding region: 1-1476 (491 amino acids)
Biological process (GO): transmembrane transport
Molecular function (GO): transmembrane transporter activity
Source: RefSeq, a predicted model, not a curated record
AUGCCGGAAGAUGUGGAUCUAGAAAAAGCGGACGCGCAACAACCAAUACCCGCUGUGCCUCAAGACGGCCAGACGAGGACCGAUCUCGUCGACUUCGACGGCCCCAACGACCCUGCAAACCCCAAGAACUGGACCAAGCGGCGAAAAUGGGGCGUGACACUGUCAAUGGCAUCGCUAGUCUUCACAGUGACCUUCUCCAGCUCCAUCUUCAGCGUUGCGAUUGGCGUUGUGGCCGAGGAGUACCAUGUCAGCGAGAUCGUCGCGACGCUGGGUGUGACAUUAUUCGUACUGGGCUUCGUCUUUGGCCCCAUCAUGUUCGGCCCCAUGUCCGAGGUCUUCGGCCGCCGCAUCCCCCUCUUCUCUGGCUACAUCGUCUUCGCCAUCUUCCAAAUCCCCGUCGCCGUGGCGCAGAAUAUCGAAACCGUCAUGCUGGGGCGCUUCCUGGGCGGCUUUUUUGCCUCUGCGCCGCUUGCCGUUGUAGGAGGAGGGUUGGCCGAUAUGUGGGACCCCAUCGAUCGGGCCUACGCUAUAUGCGUCUUCGCAGCGGGUGGAUUCGCUGGACCCGUCGUGGGACCACCUGUCGGCGGUUUCAUCACUCAGUCUUAUCUUGGCUGGCGAUGGACUUCCUGGAUCACCCUCAUUAUGGCGGCGCUGUUCGGAACGAUUGCGCUUUUCAUGAUACCCGAGACAUCAGCACCGAGGAUCUUGCAAACCAAGGCCAGGAGGCUGCGGUUUGAGACGCAGAACUGGGCGCUGCACGCGAAGGCUGACGAGAACCGGAUCGAUGCGAGGCAGAUCAUGACGGUGUAUCUGAUCCGACCAUUCAAGAUGUUCUUCCAAGAGCCAAUUCUAGCUCUCAUUACAGCAUAUAUGAGCUUCAUCUACGGUAUCCUCUAUCUGCUGUUCGAGGCCUACCCCGUCAGCUUCCGCGAACAACGCGGCUGGUCUCUCGGCGUUUCCUCCCUCCCCUUCGUCGCCUUCAUCGUCGGCAUCGCCAUGGGCUCCGGCCUAAUCGCCUACUCCACCGCGACCAACUUCACGCGCGCCUUCGUCAAGCACGGCCGCACCAUCCCCGAAGAGCGCCUGCCGCCCAUGAUCAUCGGCGCCGUCAUCCUGCCCAUCGGCAUGUUCUGGUUCGCGUGGACCAGCAACCCCAGCAUCUCCUGGGUGCCGUCCGUCUUCGCCACCGCCUUCAUCGGCAUGGGCUGCCUCGUUACUUUCUGGCAGGGCAUGUCGUACAUCAUCGAUUGCUACGGGUUCUACUCGAAUAGCGCGAUUGCAAUUAAUACGGUGUUGAGGAGUAUCGCGGGUGCGGGGUUCCCGCUGUUUGCAACGCCGAUGUACCAUAAGUUGGGCGUGGAUUGGGCGAUGAGUUUGCUCGCGUUUUUGUGUGUUGCGUUUAUUCCGGUGCCGGUGUUGUUCUAUGUGUAUGGGGCGAAGAUUCGGGGGAUGAGUCGGUUUACGCCGACUGGGUAA